This is a messenger RNA of Durusdinium trenchii, 1610 nucleotides long. Lineage: Eukaryota; Dinophyceae; Suessiales; Symbiodiniaceae. The record is from the annotation of a GenBank genome assembly.
AUGACUUUCAAUGCGAAAGCCUCUUGUUUGCCCAACUCACGUGCUGUCUCCAUGUUGCGGCGGGCGUGGCUGAUGGCUUCCCUGAUGUGGAUGGCUGUCGCACCCAAGUUCGCCUUGGCAUACAGAGUCCAUGAAGAGGAAGAGUUGACUGAAUUGACACCGGGAAAGAAGUGGUAUGUCGAGGAAUCAGAAGUGACCAAGGAGAAGCUCUUUGAAGACCUCGGCUGCUAUUGCAAGAAGGUGCGCUCUGUGGCUGAGUGCCCCAGCAGCAAGGAGGGCAAGCGCUCCGAUCAGCCAGAGCGCAGCCGCUGGUUCCACGGGGAGGUGGCAACUGGUGAGAAGAGACCACAUCUUUGCUGCAAGUUGGCAUGGAGUGCGUGGUACAAUCGUGUCUUCCAGCUUUGCACCGAGGAGCUAAGGCCUUUGGAAUCCGAUGUGUGCUGUCGAGUCGGAGAGGAGGAGCAAAAAGUGGGGGUGCACAUCAAGCAAGCAAAAGGCCUCGGGUUCCAGAAGGUGGGGAUACGUGAGUGGCAUGCAAAGCUCUUUGGCAAGAGCCGCCCUAUCUUCAAGCUGAGCGACGUCACAGGUGGAACGGACUACGAUGGGUCACCAGUGAGUGCUCCUAUUGUGCAGCACUUUCUGGAGAAGAGGCUCCAAGCUGGUCUCCUACAAGUGGCCUCAGGAGUCGAUGGAGCCGAUGCCGUGCCAGGGGAAGAUACUGCUUUGCUGUGUUCUCAGCAUUUCCAGGACUUGGAUCAAGGCGAUUGCCGUUUGCGCACCCAACGCCCCGAUGAAUGCUGCUGUCUCGAGGCCACCGUCCAAGAAGCCCGGCGCUGUUUGCCCGUCCCCAGCGGUGCGUCGUCCUUUGUGGGGCCGCUGCUGGUGAAUGGCACGUACACGGAGACCAAGCUACAUGACUUGGAUGCGGGGAGCAUCGCAUGGCCUUCCAGUCCAGAGGAGAUGGAUAAGGAGCUGCCGGAGAAAGUGAUCUCCAAGGACCCGAAGGCGCCCGAGCAGAUCGAAUAUGAUUGGGCACCAGGUGGCUAUCAGUGGGAAGCCAAAUGCCUGGGCAACCAGACGGUGAGUUACGUCACAUCGGAGAAGAAGAGCAAACGGGUGCGCAGUGGAACCAGCUUCCGGCACAUCGGGCAGGUCACGCAAUCAGUGCCAGUCUAUACAACGAAGCGCUGGACAGAAUACAAUCAGGAGCACAAAGAGGAGUGCAUCUCUUACGAGUACACUCGCAUUUGUCCGGCAAAUCUUGGCCUCUAUGUGAAACAAUACCCGCCCGGGAUUUGUACCAAGGUGCCAGGUAAGUCCAAUGAUGACCAGUUGCAAUUGAUGGACCUCGGGGCCCUGACCUAUCAGUGCCCGGAAGGCUAUCAGAGCGGCACGGAGGGUGGCAUGAAAUUCGAUCCCCACUGCAGCUGCACCUCCGACGAGGAGGAGGGCAGCAAGACAUCCUGCACCUAGGGGAGCACCCCACUGAAAGCUAACAUAGAUCGUGAAAACCACUGGUGCAGCUAGAGGAAAGCGGUGUUUGAGGGUGCUAUUCUCUCGUGGUCCAUGUGAGUCAGAGACAAAGCUAUCGUCAUGUAGUUGUAACUGGG